CUUGAUCUGCACAAGCCCAGCGGUCUCAAUCCGGAUCCACCAUGGCACCAAACGCAGACUCGACAUCAACGCCUCGCGUCGACGCGAUAUUCUCGUCGCUCAAGACGCCCGACGUCCAAGACAAACGCAGCAGUGUGGUGGAUGAACCGCGUCUCUCCACCUCCUCGUCAGUCACCCGUUCGUCAUGGUUCGGGAAUGUGUUGCAAGUUUUGAUCGUCGGGUGCAUGGUCACGUACACUUACGGUCAACUCUUCUACUUCACCGACACGUAUUCGGAUCUCAGUAAGACAAUCGGACAGUGGUUUGGCGUUCCUCCCGAUGCUCCCAAGGGCAGCGACAUUGGCCACAGCGAGAUGAUCCGGCCGACCUUCUUCUUCCUGUUCUGCUUCCUCCCGAUCGCGGCGUCUCUGGUUUUCCUCGAAUUACUGAAACACUUUAACAUUCGUCGGAUCACGUCCAACUAUCUCCUUAGCUUCACACGCCUACUACGUCGUAAGCCGAGUAUCUUCGGUUGGGUGGCUCGCGUGAGUCUCGGUGAGCUGCUGUUCCUGACCUUCCUGAUUGGCGGUAACGUGUACGUCUUCCACUUUUACUAUGUGGCUCGAGUGGAGAAGAACCGCCAAAGAGGUCGCGAGUUCAACUUUGAAUUAUACCUCGAGAUGGUUGCCCUUACGUUGGGCUUCGUGUGUGUCUACAACAUGGCGUUCCUCUUCCUCCCAGCGACGCGGAACUGCGUCUGGAUGGAGUUCCUCAACAUCUCGUACGCUAACGGUAUCAAGUACCACCGCUGGGUCGGAGUCGUCACGGUCUUGACGGCUCUGUUCCACUGUCUCGGGUACUACUGGUCGUGGAUCCGACAAGAAGAGUGGAAGGAGAACGCCCUACCCUGUUUCGACUGCGACGUUGGCAGUAAAGAGGGACACGAUCCGUGGAUGAAUUUCUUCGGAGAGAUCGCUCUACUGGCCUUCCUGGCCAUCGGACUCACUUCCAUUCCGUGGGUGCGACGCAAAAUGUACAACACGUUCUACAAUGUCCACCACCUCUUCUUGAUCGGCACCAUCUUCGCAGUGUUGCACUGGAACCCGGUUCUUGCGUGGAUCUUCCCUUCGGUCAUGCUGUACACUGUCAGUCGCGCUAUCUCCAGCUCCAAUGGCUUCACCCCUGUGGCUGUACGUGAGUUCACGACGCUGUCUCAUGACGUGGUCAAGGUGGUUCUGUCUCGUUCUACCGCUCCCGCUGGCAACUUCAAGGUAGGGCAAUUUGUCUACCUGAAUGUCCCUACAAUCUCCAAAUUACAGUGGCACGCCUUCACGAUCGCCUCGUCCCCACGUACGAGUCCCGAUACACUGACGAUUCUACUGAAAUCUCUCGGUGACUGGACGGAGGAGCUGGUCAAGUAUUCCGAAGACUGCAAGAAGAACAACGUACUACCGACGAUGUACAUGGACGGCUACUACGGCGCGUCACUCGAGAUGUAUGACGAGUAUUCAACUGUCUGUCUCGUGGGUGGAGGCAUCGGUGUGACCCCGUUACUCUCCAUUCUCGAGGACAUCGUAGCUAAGCUACAGAAGGGCGAAAGUCUGCGUCAAAAAGUCAUAUUUAUCUUCUCCUUCCGAGAGUUGUCGCUACUGGAGGAGAUCCAUCCCGUGCUCAUGCAGAUCAAAGAACUGGACCCGCAGCAGUGCUACUUUAGUCUCCACUUCAGCCUCACGCGUGCCCCGACAACUGGACAGCUUAACGAGCUGAUCGACCGUGAACGUCUCGCUGGGAAGCCCCACGUAUCGGCUACGAAAUACGACGCCAGUGUCACGUCCAAGAAGCCGAGACCAUUCACGGAGCCGCUGCGGACACGUACGAGUAAAGUCAUGAUGUUCGGUGCGUCAUUUCUAGUGACCCUUAUCGUCGUGCUACUCGUCAAAUACGGCAAUAAGGUGCAAGCUGAUGACGAGAAUCUGUGGCCCCUACAGAAUUUUGUCGAGAUUUCUCUCUUGAUCGCGGUGGGGAUGAUCACGGUGUACACGAGUGUGGCUCUGGACAAGAAGACGCACGAUCCCAAGACUAGCACAACCCGUAAUUACGACGUGGUGGAGACUCCUCGUCUCCCGUCUAUUGCCGCGGAUGUCCACACCUUCCAGAACCUCAUUUCCGAGUACAACGUGGACGUCGGACGCCGUCCGGACAUUCCGGAUCUGAUCGAGUCGGCUUUUAUGGAACACCGGGCGUUCCGUAAAGCACAUCCUUCGUCGUCUGCUGCGGGGAAUAAAACAAUUGGCGUCUUCGUUUCUGGCCCCGAGGAACUCAAGAAAGCGGUCGAGUACGCGAUCGAAGAUAUCGGCAGCCAACACUUUGACGUGCAUGAGGAAGAAUUUGAACUUUGAGGUUGGGAUUUUUUUUUUUAAUGUUUUUAGUAGCAGUUUUACAAUUGAUGUUGCAUACACUCCGCGACAGGAUGG
This is a messenger RNA of Phytophthora nicotianae INRA-310, 2453 nucleotides long. RefSeq lists its product as hypothetical. Gene Ontology annotation, molecular function: oxidoreductase activity. NCBI's taxonomy places the organism in Eukaryota, Oomycota, Peronosporomycetes, Peronosporales, Peronosporaceae. The record is from RefSeq and is a predicted model, not a curated record. The coding region runs from base 42 to 2378 and encodes 778 amino acids. Gene Ontology annotation, cellular component: plasma membrane. The transcript has a single exon.